Messenger RNA from Linum tenue, 1363 nucleotides. Lineage: Eukaryota; Viridiplantae; Streptophyta; Magnoliopsida; Malpighiales; Linaceae. The record is from the annotation of a GenBank genome assembly.
UUACACUUUAUCCAGAUCAAUUUUAAUGUGGUUUGGUUUGGUUUUGACCGAACCGACCAAACCCUACUCGAAACAUAGACAGUGGUGUGGAGUCUCUCUCCACUCUGGGAACAGUUGCCAAAGCGAAAGCCAGCUCAACAGUCUCUUCACAUUCACCGUGCUUACUGCUUUCUCUCUCUCUCUCUGGUCUACCUCUACCUCCUUUACCUUUCCCCACAACGUUUCUCUCUCUUUCACCCUCUGCUCCUGCACUAAUUGCUGCUCUUUCAAUCUUCGAUUCGAUUUGGUAGAUUUCUCGAAUCCUCGUUGGUCGGCGUCCUCCUAAUCCAGCCUAGAAUUUGGCAUUCCCUUCCCCCAACCAAAGUAAUGGACUCUGAACCUUCCAGCGUUGUUGUGCCAAGGAAUUUCAGACUCCUGGAAGAGCUUGAAAGAGGUGAAAAGGGGAUUGGCGAUGGUACUGUGAGCUAUGGAAUGGACGAUGCUGAUGAUAUAUUGAUGCAGUCUUGGACUGGAACCAUUAUUGGUCCUCCUAAUACUGUUCAUGAGGGGCGGAUCUACCAGUUGAAGUUGUUUUGUGGCAUGGGUUAUCCAGAUUACCCACCCAGUGUGAAGUUCCAAACCCGGUUAAACAUGACUUGUGUCAAUCCUGAAACUGGCGUUGUUGAACCAAGGCUUUUCCCGAUGCUCGCUAAUUGGAACAGAGACUACACAAUGGAGGAGAUACUGGUGCGGUUGAAGAAAGAAAUGAUGUCACCACAAAACAGGAAGCUUGCUCAGCCUUCAGAAGGUAUGCAACCCUUUCACUCCGACAUGGUUUAGGGAUUUACAAUGGUAUUGGCAAUGUGUUACCGACGUCAUUGAUGUGUUAGGCUGUGUAGAAUUUGAGAAGCAAGGCAGUAACACUGGGUUGAAUGUGGUGGUUGGUACUUUUUUGCAGGGAAUGAGGAUGGAAGAGUGGACCAUAAAGGGCUGGUAUUGAAGUGCUGUAUUAUGUGACCAUGUUUUACUUAUGAAAGGGCUGCUCUAAGAAUGAAUGUACAAGAUGUACAUAUAGAAGAUUCAACACAGCCGAAGGAUGAUUUCCUUUCAUCAUCUCAUCAUCAUCCCUAUUAAUAUAAUACAUGAUAUCAUGUACACAUAUAUAUGUAUGUAUCUUGUAUCAGACAAUUGUUCUCUAAUUUGAAUGUAGCCUAAUGCGAGACAAUGAUCAAUAGUGCCCUGGCCGUGGAUGUGGAACAGCAAGUCCCGUUCUCAUUUCUGUUUGAUCUGAUAUCUGCUACAGUUCUGCACUAGGAAGGUACUUCAGCAGUCGUACUUGUUUCUUGGUACCACCAAUAAAGGGCCUAUAGUACUAUAGCCUUUA